Molecule: messenger RNA, 1223 nt
Organism: Apodemus sylvaticus (European woodmouse)
Lineage: Eukaryota; Metazoa; Chordata; Mammalia; Rodentia; Muridae
Gene: Mtres1
Product: mitochondrial transcription rescue factor 1
Exons: 4
Coding region: 132-914 (260 amino acids)
Source: RefSeq, a predicted model, not a curated record
GAAAAGUCGAAGCCGCGGGCGCCACGCAGACUGCGCGGAGCUCAGGGCUGGCUUUUCUCAAGUACCCGCCCGCUGCAAGGGGGAACUGGGCAGGCUGGGCAGGUCCCUGGGCCGUGGCACACGGGGUUGGCAUGGAGGAGACCCGGCGCCGCCUCGCGCUGUCCCUUGGCGGCUGCACGGUCCUGCGCAGCAUGGCUGUGCCCGGUGUCAGACUGCUCACAGGCGCUCUGAGAAAGCCAGAUGCCUGGACUAGACUCUGGGGCGUGAUUCAAGGAACAUCGCCAAACAAACUUUGUGCGUCCUGGAACCGAUACUUAUAUUUUUCCAGUACCAAGUUAAACACAUCAAAUUAUAAAACACUUUUCCGUAACAUCUUCUCUCUGCGACUCCCAGAGCUUUUAGUAUCUCCAGAAUGUAUUUUUCCACUUUCUAUACGAUUCAAAAGCAAUAUAAACUCCAAAAAAUAUACUAGAAAGACCCUGCAAAAGGAUGUGGAUGAAGAGGACUCCGAUGAGGAGACCAGUCACCCCGAGAGGAGCGAGCAGGAGGAGGAGCUUGAGGAGGAGCCCGGUGCCGUCAAGGACUACAGAGACCUGGAGAAAGUGGUACAGUCUUUCCGGUAUGACGUCAUCCUGAAGACAGGCCUUGACAUUGGGCGAAAUAAAGUAGAAGAUGCAUUCUACAAAGGUGAACUCAGACUGAAUGGGGAAAAACUGUGGAAGAAAAGCAGAACGGUGAAGGUGGGAGAUACUUUGGAUCUCAUUACUGGAGAGAACAAAGAGACGGGAACAGAGGUGGUGAUGCGGAUUCUCCUGAAAACCGUCUAUGAAGAGAAGACUGAGAAGGACAAGUACCGGGUGGUGUUGCGCCGGUGGAAGAGCUUACAGCUGCCUAAGAAGCCUGCGGCUAAAUGAGCAUCGCUUCUCACCCCGGCAGCCUCCUGAGGGCCAGCGGCGGGCGGCGUGCAAAGAGGACGGACGCCUUCACUAAAAUAAAGCUCUCCUGUCGGUUGUGGGGUCACUGGAGCACUCUGGAGGCUGGGGUCUGUGAGGUUCCCUCCUGCGCUCGCCUGUGCUCCCUCAGACCUGGCAUUCUGAACCCCUCGUUCUGUGCAGAGACCGACUCUGGAGGAGGCCAGGCCAGAGAGGAUGGUACAGCUUGUCCGACACUUCCCGCAUUAACUACCUCAGGAGUCACUGUAAAAUAAAUCGGCCUUGUUUCUU